UCGUUUAAUUGUGUUAGUUAUGGCACAAGUAAUACAAAUUAUCAAAUUUUUUAAACCCUAAAGAUUAGUUGUUUUACUACUUUUUUUACUAAAUUCAGUAAGCAGUGCACAUCUGAAAAAGCCCACUAUUUGGAAACAUUAUCAGUGUUUUAAAGGACCUUCAUAACAAACAGACAAAGAAAUGAAGAGACAGCCAAUGUGUAUUUGCCAACAAUGUUGUUGCAUACAAAUGGAUGGACAACAGAAAAUAAAAAUGAAUAUUAUCAUAUUGUUUUUUGAUUUGGUUUGGUUAUCCAUAAUUACUGAAGAAAAAAGCAUCGCUAAAAAAACGAACAUUGAAAAAAUGGUUAAACACCUUUCACAAUCAGUUCAAAACAAUAUAAAAUAUUUAGAAAAUGCAAAUGAAAGUCAUGAAAAAAAUCAUUCCUCAAACUCUAAGGGUAUUUUACUUCGUGAUGAAAAAAGUAGCUAUUUUGAAAGGUUGCAUUACGAAAUUAUAAACACUGCAAUUGGAGUCAAUAACUAUUACCAUGAAAAUCAGAAAGAACAUUUUGAUGCAAAAUCACAAAAACCUACGGGAGAUCUUGUCAUAAAAAAUAAAUAAAAAAGUAUCAAAUGCAAAUGUGCAAAGAUCAAUAUUUUUUAUAUGGUACUUAAAAAAAUAAUUAAAAGCACGAUCUCACAACACUAAAAGAUGACAAAUAAGAGCUUUAUCUAUCUAAAUAGUUAAAAGAUGCUUUUAUGCACUAUUAUUUAUUUAAUUUUGUCUAUACUCACAAAUGCCUUAAUUCAAUUAUUAAAACUUAGACUAAAAAUUAAUAAUUCUAAA
Hydra vulgaris (swiftwater hydra) is the source of this 829-nucleotide messenger RNA. The record is from RefSeq and is a predicted model, not a curated record. Lineage: Eukaryota; Metazoa; Cnidaria; Hydrozoa; Anthoathecata; Hydridae.